Molecule: messenger RNA, 3390 nt
Organism: Botrytis byssoidea
Lineage: Eukaryota; Fungi; Ascomycota; Leotiomycetes; Helotiales; Sclerotiniaceae
Exons: 5
Coding region: 1-3390 (1129 amino acids)
Biological process (GO): phospholipid biosynthetic process
Molecular function (GO): phosphatidylserine decarboxylase activity; calcium ion binding
Source: RefSeq, a predicted model, not a curated record
AUGGUUCGCAUCUCUUUACCAAAUCGCCUCAAAACUUACAGCAGUAAAACCGGUUCUCGAAGUACAAGCCCAAUUCCGAAUACCAACAACAAUAACAAUAUGAAGAAUAAAACUAGUGGAAGGGAUUCCAGUCCCGACAGUAAUGGUAUCAAAGUCAAUGGUUUGGUACUGAAAGUUGUUGUUCUCAAGGCUAGAAAUUUGGCAGCAAAGGACAAGAGCGGGACUUCUGAUCCUUAUCUAGUCCUUACACUUGGAGACGAAAAGAGUACAACUCAUACAAUACAGAAAACAUUGAAUCCAGAAUGGAACGUUACUUUACAAUUGCCAGUUACCGGCACAAAUUCUCUACUCCUCGAUUGCGUGUGUUGGGAUAAGGAUAGAUUUGGAAAGGAUUACCUGGGCGAAUUCGACCUUGCAUUAGAGGAUAUAUUCUCCAACGAUUUGCACGAACAAGAGCCGGCAUGGUACCCUCUGCGGAGCAAAAGACCUGGUGGAAAGAAGGAUAGCAAUGUUUCCGGCGAUGUCCAACUUCAAUUCACUUUGUACGAUGUUACCAAUCCUUCUGCCAGUUCUGCUCAGAUUCUAGAGAAAUUCAGAACUCUGGUGGGAGCUGAGAGUCCUGGUUUAGUGACGCCGUUACGAGAACUAGAUUCAAUUACACCUGGUACGGAAAUGACGGAAGAUGAUUAUUUCGAUGAGGGCACGGAGCCAAGUGACGAAACCGAUGAUCCAUCCAAACCCGAGAAUUCUGAGAAACGGAAAAAGAGAUUACGACUCAAGGGACUAAGGAAGAAGAAGCAAUUGAAUGCAUAUGAAUUUUCUGGUGACAGUGAGGUUGUUGGAAUUGUUUUCCUAGAAAUUGGCAAGGUUACAGAUCUUCCACCGGAGCGAAAUAUGACGAGAACAUCAUUUGAUAUGGAUCCUUUCGUGGUUGCAUCUCUGGGAAAGAAAACGUAUAGAACCAGAGUCAUUCGACAUAAUUUAAAUCCAGUCUUCAACGAGAAGAUGAUAUUCCAGGUUCUGAGGCAUGAGCAAACCUAUUCUCUUGCGUUCACAGUUGUCGAUAGAGAUAAGCUGUCUGGAAACGAUUUUAUUGCUUCGACUGUAUUGCCAGUCAAGGAUAUCACCGACACUGCUCCAGAAGCUGAUCCAGAAACCGGUCUUUACGCUAUGAGAGAUCCCCCUAAUCUCAAUACUUUGGUCGUACAGCAACCUCAAGCGAAAGGCUCUCGAUUUAAAUUGCCGAUGUCAAGAUCUACAUCCUCACAAAGCUUGAACAAACUGGGACGUCCAAUUUUGAAGAAGGAGUUGUCGAGCUCAAACACGAACAAUGGAGGAACCUCCAGUAAAACUACGCCGACUCUUGCUCCUACCAGUAUUCCAGCAACCACUCCAGCAGGUCUUUCUCCGAACGAUUCUCUAUUACCACCCCCGGUUGUUGAGCCAGAAGAAUCAGGCGAGCAAUCGGGUGACCCCGAUUUACACUCAUUCGAAGUUCCAUUGAAACUCAAAAAUGCGGAAAAGUGGGAAGAGAAACAUAGUCCAGUCUUAUAUAUUAAGGCUAAAUACGCCCCUUACCCGGCUUUACGACAGCAGUUCUGGAGGGCAAUGCUCAGACAAUAUGAUAGCGAUGAGAGUGGAUGUAUCAGUAAGGUAGAACUUACGACCAUGCUGGAUACACUUGGCUCGACUUUGAAAGAGUCCACUAUUGAUGGAUUCUUUAGACGCUUCCAAUCACAAAAUGAAGAUAGGCAAUUUUCAGAGUUGACUGUUGACCAAGCUGUUAUUUGUUUAGAAGACCAAUUGCAGAAGAAGACAAAGGAAACUAAUAUUGGGGAUAAGAUGAGAAAUUUGUUGCCCGAUGCUUCAGCAAUGAAACACGCUAUACCAACUCAGCUUGGUGGAACCAGAGGAGAUCAAUCUGCAGAUGCAGCUGUUACUGAAACAUCUGCUCCAUCAGAGACUACAUCAAAUCGAUUUCAGACGGAGGGAUCUGAUGAUCCAUACCCAUCAACACAAUCUGUCGACCAGUUAGGUACUCCUGGAGAAGAAGGUGAACUUUUGGACUCGGACGAUCUCAACAAUGAGACUGAAGAACAUGUGGUUGAAAUUCGAGAAUGCCCAAUAUGUCAUCAACCUCGUCUUAACAAACGAUCUGAUGCUGAUAUCAUCACUCAUAUCGCUACCUGUGCUAGUCAAGAUUGGCGACAAGUCGAUAAUUUAGUUAUGGCUGGUUUCGUUACAUCUAGUCAAGCACAACGCAAAUGGUACUCCAAGGUCAUCACUAAGAUUUCCUACGGCGGUUACAAACUUGGUGCAAAUUCUGCCAAUAUUCUCGUGCAAGAUCGUAUUACUGGACAAAUUAAUGAAGAGAGAAUGAGUGUUUAUGUUCGUUUGGGUAUUAGACUGCUAUAUAAAGGAUUAAAAUCUAAGGAGAUGGAAAAGAAGAGAAUUCGCAAGCUUCUUAAAGGCUUGAGUUUCAAACAGGGUGUCAAAUAUGACGAUCCUGCUUCAGCAGCAGAAAUCCAGAAGUUCAUUAAUUUCCAUCAAUUGGAUAUGAGUGAAGUUCUACUCCCAUUGGAACAAUUCAAGAGCUUUAAUGAGUUCUUCUAUCGUCAACUCAAACCAGAUGCACGACCAUGUUCAGCACCAGAUAAUCCUCGCAUCAUCGUUUCGCCUGCUGAUUGUAGAUCAGUUGUCUUCAACAGAAUGGAUGAAGCUACCAAGAUUUGGGUUAAAGGUCGUGAAUUCUCGAUUGAAAGGCUCCUUGGUAAUGCAUAUCCAGAAGACGCAAAACGAUACACAAAUGGUUCAUUGGGUGUCUUCCGUCUCGCUCCACAAGAUUAUCAUCGUUUCCAUAUCCCAGUUGAUGGUGUUAUGGGAACUCCAAAAACCAUUGAAGGAGAAUACUAUACAGUCAAUCCGAUGGCUAUUCGAUCCGCACUUGACGUGUAUGGAGAAAAUGUCCGUGUGGUUAUCCCAAUUGAUUCUCUAGAGCAUGGAAGAGUCAUGGUUAUUUGUGUGGGAGCAAUGAUGGUAGGAAGUACAGUUAUUACUCGAAAGGGGGGCGAAAAUGUUAAACGUGCUGAAGAACUCGGAUACUUCAAAUUUGGUGGUAGCACUAUUCUUCUUUUGUUUGAAGAUGGUGCUAUGAGAUACGAUGAUGACUUGGUAGGAAAUUCUAGUCAAGCUUUGGAAACUUUGAUUCGUGUGGGUAUGUCUAUUGGUCACCAUCCAAGUGAAGGUCAACAUACACCUGAUAUGCGAAAGAAUGAAGAAGAUAUCACCGAAUCCGAAAAAGCGGAGGCAAAGAGGAGAAUUGAGGGUAGCAUCUCAAAUCAAGGGGGUAAUCUAACGGGAAAGGCACCAAAGGCUAGUAUGGCAGGUUAG